CAAAACCUGUCGUAUACAGUCGUCCCUCAGUAAUUCGCGAAUUACUGAGGAACUGGUCUGUUUUUAUUCACUUCAAUUCAAUUUCAAUUAUAUUGGUGGGCUCCUUUAUUCUUUUUUUUUUCUUUUUUUUGAAAUUUCCCAAAAAAAUAAAAAAAUAAAAAAAAAAGACUUUUCUCACACUCACCUAUUAUCAUGGCGACCGCUAUUCCCAAUAUACCCAUAGCUCAACAUAUGGCCGCUUCUUCGUCCCCUAUUGGGCUUUCGAGUCAAUUGUCUCCUCUGCCUCUGCAGUCAAGCCAGCUAUCUCCUAUAGACUCAAGUCUAUCCAAUUUGCAAUCAAGUCAACCAAGGAGAAGAGGAAGACCUUCAAAGAAUGUAACAACUGCCUUCAGCCCAAGUGUUCUUCAUUCUAUGAGUUUGUCAGCUUCCUCCCCUCAGUCCCAGCAGAGUGUGGCACAAGUACCCAGUAGUCAAUGGGACUGGGUCCGUAUUGAGCGAUUAAGUCAAGCUACUCCAGUUCGACCAUCAAAGUCUGCGUGUGAAAAAGAAAAUUCAGCUCCAAAUUCAGCUGAGGCAGGAAAACUAAACCAGAAAUCUGCCAAGCCUAUAAGAAAUAAGCGUGGACAAGUCGCGAAAGGCAGCUCCAAAGGCAACACAUAUAACUCCAUCACACUUUAUGACAAAAUAAAAUUUAUCAAUGAAGUGAUAAAAGCCAAGGAUAUUGACCCCAAAACCCCAGUUCUUCUAUUGCUCGACGACUUGGCAUCAACAUUUUCACUGCCAGUGGGAUUUGGAAUAAAAGAGAUUCUUUAUUGAGUAUGAAAGAUGGAAAGUCUGAGGAAGCUGCUAAGGCUAUUACUCGAACUAGCUCAAGGACCAUGGAGGCCGUUGAAGAAGCGCUGCUAAAGUGGUUUGAAGAACAAAGGAGACUCAAGAUCAUUGUAACAGAGGCUCGACUAAGAGGAACAGGAGCUAUACUGUGGAGCAUCAUGAAGGACUAUUAUAAGGAGACUGAGAUACCCGAAUCGUUUGCCUUUUCGAAAGGAUGGCUUCAUAGAUUCAAGGCACGAUCA
Molecule: messenger RNA, 1073 nt
Organism: Lobosporangium transversale
Lineage: Eukaryota; Fungi; Mortierellomycota; Mortierellomycetes; Mortierellales; Mortierellaceae
Exons: 1
Coding region: 193-816 (207 amino acids)
Source: RefSeq, a predicted model, not a curated record